CACAGACUCACUCAGUAUACUACGUAGUCGUUAUUACUGCAAGUCAUAUUUUCACACAACCUACUGCUAAACCAUUUCACGAUGACUUUUCGCAUGUUCCCCACGUUCCGAAUGGCUCGACAGAUGGCCCGUGAGAUGCAAGAAGUCAUGACCGAAUUGCAGUCACCGCCUCACUGGCGACUACACCCAUUUUCGCGUCAGUGGCUAGAUAAGUCACAUCGCCGAUUACUAGAUGAGACCUUCGGCUACAUGGAACACAUGGCAAACAUGGCUAACGGGCGUCCGUCAAUGGCCUCUGUCGCUCGUUGUCGCUACACGACACGUCCAGCACGCUGUGUUGAAGAAAAAAUUGAAGACAAGCAUGAAAAUACAUCAAAGGUUGAAUCCAAUAACAUUGGCGAAAGUGGAAACAAAUUCAAAGUCGCGAUCGAUCUUGCUAAUUUCAGGCCUGAGAAUAUUGAGGUUCGGUUGCAGGGUAACCGUCUCCAGAUUCGCGCCAUACAGGAAGAUACAGGAAAAGAGGGAUACCGUGAGUACAUGGAGUAUUGCCAGAACUACGAUCUGCCAGAAACCGUUGACAUCGAAGCUCUGACGUCCAACUUGACGAAAGAAGGUACGUUGACACUAGAGGCGCCUUUGAUGGACGUACGAAAACCUUACACCCGAACCAUACCUAUCACCAGGGAGGUUCCACAAGAAGCGGAAGUAGAAGCGAAGAAAGAGGAAGAUACUAGGAGGAUUCCACAAGAAGCGGAAGUAGAAGCGAAGAAAGAGGAGGAUACUAGUAGUAAUGGGAAACCUGAAGACAAAUGAAUGACCUGCUAAAAUGACAAUGCAAGAAGAAACGAGAUUACUCGUACUAUUAACUAGAUUUUUGUUGAUAUCAUUUUCUCUGUCGAUAUUUGCAGUGUUUACUAUUUGCUAUUAUUUGUAUAGUCAGUGUCACUAACGGGAAUGGGAAUUUACUUUAGAAUAAAAUACAGCAUUUUAUAA
This is a messenger RNA of Saccoglossus kowalevskii, 993 nucleotides long. RefSeq names its product heat shock protein beta-1-like. NCBI's taxonomy places the organism in Eukaryota, Metazoa, Hemichordata, Enteropneusta, Harrimaniidae. The record is from RefSeq and is a predicted model, not a curated record.